UGCGCUCCCGUCGACAGCAACAGUCUACUAGGUACUAUCUUGCACUCGUCCCUUCCCUUCUCGAAUCUAACUCUAACACGGCCGACAUGUCUCCCUACUACCGUGUGGUCGAGCACACCGUCAACUGCUGCCACUCACGCGAGUAUGCCACGGCGACGGUGAAUGGCGAUGCGGACAAGCCCAGACUUGCAGUCAAGCAGUACAUCCCCUUAGACAACCCCAACCCGCAGCCAGGCGAUGUCACAAUCAUCGCUGCUCAUGCCAAUGGCUUUCCGAAAGAACUGUAUGAGCCGCUCUGGGAUGACCUUCACAAGCGGACUCCGCAGAGCGGGAUCCGCAUCCGGUCCAUCUGGAUCGCCGACAUGUGGAAUCAGGGGCAGUCAGGCGUGCUGAAUGAGAAGAUCCUGGGAAAUGAUCCUAGCUGGUGGGACCACUCGAGGGAUCUCAUGCACCUGAUCAAUGAGAAACAGGAUGAGAUGCCUCAGCCGCUGGUCGGGAUCGGACAUAGCAUGGGCGGUGCACAACUCGCGCUCCUCGCCCUCUCCCACCCGCGCCUCUUCCGGUCCCUGAUCCUCCUCGACCCGGUCAUCACCCUCUCCAACAGCGGCAUCGGCCCAGCCAUAGCCUCGACCACGCGCCGGGAUCUGUGGGACUCGCGCGACUCGGCGGCCGCCAAGUUCGCCCAAAGCAAGUUCUACCGCGCGUGGGACCCGCGCGUGCUCAAGCUCUGGGUCGCCCACGGCCUGCGGGACCUCCCCACCGAACUCUACCCUUCCGCAGAGAAGGGAGACAAGCAGGUCACGCUGACCACGACGAAGCACCAAGAGCUCUUCACCUUCCUCCGACCGACCUACCGCGCGGAGCCGUACACGCUCCCGGACUACGACCGGCCGCUGUACGCGGGCUAUCCCUUCUACCGGCCCGAGCCGCUCCACGCGUACAGCAGGCUGCCCGAGCUCCGGCCGAGCGUGCUGUAUGUGUUUGGGGCGGAAUCCGACAUGUCGACGCCCGCGGAGCGGCGGGCCAAGCUGGAGAGGACGGGGAGUGGGCUGGGGGGCAGUGGCGGUGCGACACGGGGAAAGGUGAAGGAGGUGGUGCUGGACUGUGGGCAUCUGGUGGCCAUGGAGCGGGUUCCGCAGUGCGCGGAGGCGAUUGCCGGGUUUUUGGAGGGAGAGGUAGACUUGUGGAAGAGGGAGCAGAGGGUGUUUGAGGAGGCGAGGCAAGGGGUGGGCAGCAGGACCGAGGUCAUGACUAUUGAUGAGCGGUGGAAGAGGGAGCUCAAGGCUAAGAUUUGAUGGUUGCUUGUGGUGGAUGGGAGCUUUGGAUCAUAAGCGUGGGAUAACUGAUAGAGACAAUAGAAAAGGGGAGGUAAGAAAGGACAUGUAGAGCGCUUGGAUGUUGCAACUUGUAUAUCGCUGCGUUCACGGAGCAAUCGCGCUUUCCUGUAUCUAUUCGUUUAUCUUUGCUGACCAUCGGACCAUCUCCCUCCCCCCUUCUCCCAAUUUACC
Molecule: messenger RNA, 1508 nt
Organism: Chaetomium strumarium
Lineage: Eukaryota; Fungi; Ascomycota; Sordariomycetes; Sordariales; Chaetomiaceae
Product: Alpha/beta hydrolase family-domain-containing protein
Exons: 4
Coding region: 87-1295 (402 amino acids)
Source: RefSeq, a predicted model, not a curated record